AUGGUAUCCUGGGCUCCACAUGAGAUUGGUUGCCUCCUUGCAUGCGCUUCAUCGGACGGACACGUUAGCGUUCUAGAAUUUCGGGACAACAGCUGGACACACCAAAUCUUCCAUGCUCACGGUAUGGGCGUGAACUCUGUAAGCUGGGCACCGGCCGCCGCACCGGGAUCGAUUAUCAGUGCGACCGCCAAUACAGGCCAAAUCCGCAGAUUUGUGACGGGUGGAAGUGACAAUAUGGUGAAGAUUUGGGAUUACAACCCCGAGACAAAAGCAUAUGUGACGUCGAACGUUCUUGAAGGCCACACUGACUGGGUUCGCGACGUUUCCUGGUCACCAAGCAUUCUCUCAAAAUCAUACAUCGCCUCCGCUUCUCAGGAUAAGACGGUCAGAAUCUGGACUUCUGACCCAUCAAAUCCUAACGAAUGGGCCAGCCACCAGCUUCACUUCGAUGCCGUUGUCUGGCGCGUCUCUUGGAGCUUAAGUGGGAAUAUCCUUGCUAUCAGCGGUGGUGAUAACAAAGUUAGCUUGUGGAAAGAGAACCUUAAAGGUGAAUGGGAAAAAGUGAAGGACAUUGAAGAGUGA
This is a messenger RNA of Uncinocarpus reesii 1704, 582 nucleotides long. Its product is annotated as protein transport protein SEC13. NCBI's taxonomy places the organism in Eukaryota, Fungi, Ascomycota, Eurotiomycetes, Onygenales, Onygenaceae. The record is from RefSeq and is a predicted model, not a curated record. Gene Ontology annotation, cellular component: nuclear pore outer ring; COPII vesicle coat. The coding region runs from base 1 to 582 and encodes 193 amino acids. Gene Ontology annotation, molecular function: structural molecule activity; protein binding. Gene Ontology annotation, biological process: protein import into nucleus; positive regulation of TOR signaling; COPII-coated vesicle budding. The transcript is spliced from 2 exons.